Trichogramma pretiosum is the source of this 412-nucleotide messenger RNA. RefSeq names its product phosphatidylinositol N-acetylglucosaminyltransferase subunit P (gene PIG-P). Gene Ontology annotation, biological process: GPI anchor biosynthetic process. The coding region runs from base 25 to 411 and encodes 128 amino acids. The record is from RefSeq and is a predicted model, not a curated record. Gene Ontology annotation, molecular function: phosphatidylinositol N-acetylglucosaminyltransferase activity. NCBI's taxonomy places the organism in Eukaryota, Metazoa, Arthropoda, Insecta, Hymenoptera, Trichogrammatidae. The transcript has a single exon.
UUAAGAAAACUCAAAUUGUAUAAAAUGUCUGAAAGUACACCAGCACCAUACCCGCCAAGAUCGGGCAAUGGUUUUGCCUUAUACUUAGGAUCUAAUGUAUUGUUAUUGUUGUACAUUUUAUGGGCUUUUAUUCCUGAUGAAUUUUUAGAAGAUACAUUAGGUUUAACAUAUCUGCCAAUGAAGUAUUGGGCAAUCUCUCUUCCAAUUUGGAGUUUGACUGCUAUUGCUGUUUUUGCAUUUGCUAUUUAUCCAGCCAUCAACAUGACAUUGACUCCGGAUGUUGAUGACUUGAGAACAAUUACAGAUGAGUAUAGUUUACCGCUGCAAGAAUAUAAUCCCGAUGGUAUACCACCUGUUUCUGAUAUACCAAUCACAGAAGUCUCCAGGGUUUUAUACUUGCAAGAAGAUUGAA